Molecule: messenger RNA, 369 nt
Organism: Heterostelium album PN500
Lineage: Eukaryota; Evosea; Eumycetozoa; Acytosteliales; Acytosteliaceae
Exons: 1
Coding region: 1-369 (122 amino acids)
Source: RefSeq, a predicted model, not a curated record
AUGAGCCAAAAUGGUGUCGGUGUUGAAAUGUCGAAAAAUAUCGAACUAGACUCUUCAUCAUCAUCAUCACAACAACAACAACAACAACAACAACAUCAAAAUCCAGCCCAACAUGACAACAGUCCAGAUUGGCAAUUGCCAACCAUUCUCCAGCCAUCACCUAUUAUGCUCUCAGUCAAUGGUGGUGCCAACACACCCAGUCCCAAACUACCACCACUUUCACUUCCACCACACAGUCUAAAUAACUACGGCUGGAAAGGAUGGAUAUCUGACACACUUUCCAAAAACCAAAGAUUUCACAACAUGGUCUACUAUCGUCUUGGAAACCUAAAGUAUCUUUCCGAUACACUUGCCGAACCAGAACCAUAG